AUGAAGCGGCCUGGUGAAGCACAUUCUUUUGCUUGGAAACAUCAGAAACGAGAGAUUCAGCUGGGUUCCAGCUUGAAAUGCUGCCUCGUCAAUAGGACUGUGAUGCAUAUCCAAGACAAAGAUCAAGAACUUGUUCGUCUACGGCUGAAGCCAAAGAGAGGGAAAGGGAAUAACUCACUUUUAUUCCGGUUCCUGUUAAAGCCGAACAUCCUUGAAUCUGCCACGGACGAUCCCGGAUAG
Messenger RNA from Opisthorchis viverrini, 240 nucleotides. RefSeq lists its product as hypothetical. Bases 1 to 240 code for a protein of 79 amino acids. The record is from RefSeq and is a predicted model, not a curated record. The transcript has 3 exons. Lineage: Eukaryota; Metazoa; Platyhelminthes; Trematoda; Opisthorchiida; Opisthorchiidae.